Entrophospora sp. SA101 is the source of this 610-nucleotide messenger RNA. The record is from the annotation of a GenBank genome assembly. Lineage: Eukaryota; Fungi; Glomeromycota; Glomeromycetes; Entrophosporales; Entrophosporaceae.
AUGGAUAGAGAUAAAAGAUGGGAAAGAAUUAAGCUUGCAGUUGAUGCUUUGACUCGAGGAAUUGAUGAAACUGAUGAGUUUUUAAAACCGAUAAUUGUUGAUAAAGAAGGACUUAUCAAAGAAUUUCCAUUUUCAGUGGCAUUUCCUCCACAAGUUAUGGAUAAUGUUUUAGCUGAAUGGCUUUCAAAGAAUAAGAUUCCUCAAUGUCAUGUUGCAGAGACUGAAAAGUAUGCACAUGUAACAUUUUUUUUUAAUGGGGGAGUGGAAAAACAAUUUGAACUUGAACAUCGUGAUCUAAUUCAAUCACCAAAAGUAGCAACCUAUGAUCUCAAACCAGAAAUGUCAGCAUUGGAAGUUGCAGAAAAAGUUGUAGAAGAAAUAGCUUGUGGAAAGUUCCCUUUCGUUAUGUGCAAUUUUGCAAAUCCUGAUAUGGUGGGUCAUACAGGAAUUUAUGAAGCAGCAGUGAAAGCUGUUGAAACAACUGAUAAAGCUAUUGGUUUGAUAUAUGAAGCUUGCAAAAAAAAUAAUUAUAUACUUUUUGUUACAUCCGAUCAUGGUAAUGCUGAGCAAAUGAAAGGUGAAGGCGAUAAUCCUCAUACUGCUCAUACUU